UUUUAUGCAAAAUAUUGAGACUUAUCUAUAUUACUGGCAAUAGAUGCUGAAUCUCUGCACUUUGGAUAUUAUUACUCUGAGAAUAAAUGCCGCCACCCACCUGCUUUACAGAACAUUCAGCAAUUCCUUCAACACCUCAAUAACCAACCAACGCUGGGAGGUGCAAUACAAGGGACUGCUGGGUCACUUUUGCUGCAGACAUGGAGAGCUUGGUGGCACCCUGGUGAAAUCCUGAAAUUGGAGACCUUUGAAAGAUUCUCUAUAACAAGGAACUCAUUAUCCAGGACCACAGUUUGGAAAAGGCGAAGUGCGGCCGAAUGAAAAGCACCCGAAUGAAACCAGUGCAUAAAGCCAACACAAAUCCACCAUAAUCAAUGCUACAGGCUGGUGUUUGCUGCCAUAUCUCAGCGAAAGUAUAGGAGCGGCUAAAGUCAUUUCAACACGGAAGAGAAGCGAUGAUGAUACUUGGGAACUUGCUGGAGUUCUCCCGGAGCAUUUGUUUUCUUGUUUGUUAAAAGCAAAAAAAAAAAAAGGGAUUCCGGUCUUCUUUUUGGACAUGAUGCGACAACUAAAGUUGAUAUUUGUAACAGUGUUGCUGAUCUUUGGCUUCGGCUUCGGCGUCUUACUCUUAAAUCUCCAGGACUUCUAUACAUUGUGCCGAAAGAUCAUUUCUUCACCUACUUCUAUAACUGUCACAGCAAAUGAGAAAUUUAAUCUGAGGCCCAAGGUACAGUGCGAGAGGAAUCCUCCAUUCCUGGUGUUGUUGGUGACCACAACCUACAAGCAAAAGGAAGCCCGGAAUGCAAUCCGGCAGACCUGGGGCAAGGAAAGACAAAUUGGGGGUAAACUUGUUUCUGCCUAUUUUCUUCUGGGCGCCAGCACAAAUAUAAGGUUCCAAGAGGAACUUAUUGAUGAAAGCAACACUUACAAUGACAUUAUUCAGGGAGACUUCAAAGACACAUAUUAUAAUCUGACCCUGAAAACCAUCAUGGGGAUUGAAUGGAUUUGCGCUCAUUGCCCACAAACGAAAUUUGUGAUGAAAACGGACUCGGAUAUGUUUGUUAAUACAUUGUAUCUCGUUGAGCUGCUCGAAAAGAAGAAUCAAACAACCAAUCUCUUUACUGGUUCUCUCAGACCACACGAUGCACCCAUACGGGAUAUUCACAGCAAGUGGUACAUAAGCAAAACAGAAUACCCACCGGCCAAGUACCCGCCAUUUUGUUCGGGAACCGGGUACGUCUUUUCCGUAGACGUUGCAGAAAAGAUCCAGAACGUCUCCACAUCAGUCCCAUUUUUCAAACUGGAGGACGUCUAUGUAGGAAUGUGCCUGGAGAAACUGAAAAUCAACUUGCAGAACCUUUACAACCGGCCAACGUUUUUCCCAUAUAAAAGGCCAUUCACUAUCUGUGGUUAUCGGAAGCUGGUCACUUCGCACGGCGUCCGACCACUUGAAAUGCGUCUUUUCACGGACGCCCUGCGAAGGUCAGAGGCUGAACAGUGCUGAAUGGGUGGAACCUGUGUUACUCUCAUCACAUGAAAAGUGAUAAUAAUAAUUAAUAAUCUUCUUUGAUUUGCCAAUGAUUGCUAUUUGGUUUGGGCCCCGAGCAUCCAAGGAGAAAACUAGGGGUUGUUCACCUUUAAAUUACAUUUUACUAUGAUGUAGAGAGUGAUAUUCUGAGACAAUUUGCAAAUGGU
Messenger RNA from Xenopus laevis (African clawed frog), 1695 nucleotides. RefSeq names its product beta-1,3-galactosyltransferase 5 gene 1 L homeolog (gene b3galt5.L). The coding region runs from base 557 to 1504 and encodes 315 amino acids. The record is from RefSeq and is a predicted model, not a curated record. NCBI's taxonomy places the organism in Eukaryota, Metazoa, Chordata, Amphibia, Anura, Pipidae. The transcript is spliced from 4 exons.